GGAAGGCUGGUCACACUGGCAGAUUUAAACAAAUAGAGGUAUUGGGGCUGACCAACAGCUGUAAACAACCUCAGAGCUCCCAGUUUCUUACUGUGCAGGUACAAGGGAGCUCAGAAAAAACACACUCUUUAGACAAGCAUAGUUUCCCUGAUCAUCAGACCCCAGCAUUGAGGUUUCCAUAGUCCUACUGAAGAGUCCUCUGGAAAGAGUGGCAGCAGAUGCAUGAACUGCUCUAGCCAUCCAACAUGGGAUUGACUUUCAGGCAUGGUGGCUGAUGGGAAGUGUGCCAACAGUGGGAGGACUGAACAAAGAGUGUAUAAACCACAUUAAUGUGGAAACCACUUAAUCCUCUGGAGAAUCCUGAUGUCAGCAACAUGGGGCAUCAGGUGAUUGUAUUUGACUUUUCAGCUGUAAGAGGACUGUGGGAAAUUCGGGUUAAGAAGCACAAAGAACGGCAAAAAAAGGAGAAGGAAAGAGUAUCCAGGAGUGCAUUAGAGAAGAUAAAGCAGGAAUGGGACCUUGUGCUGGAGUGCAGAAGAAAAGGCUUGCCUCAAGCUGCCUAUCUCAAUAAUGGUUUCAUAGAUACGGAAAGAAUUUUGGAUAAGAUUGAAAAGAACUCCCCACUCAUUAAGAAAAUUGCAUUGCUGAAUGAAACAGAGAAAAAAAGAAGCAAAUUUGUUUUUCAACUUUCAGGAGAGCACUGGACGGAAUUUCCAGAUUCACUGAAAGAACAGACAUAUCUAAAAGAAUGGCAUAUAAACAAUACCAUGAUCGCAACCAUUCCAACGUACAUUGCCUUAUUUCAGGAGCUGAGAAUUCUAGAAUUAUCCAGCAACCAGAUCACAGAGCUUCCCAUUGAAAUCGGUUGCUUAAAAAAACUGAAAGAGCUUAAUGUAAGCUUUAAUUGUUUGAAGACAAUUCCUCCAGAGCUGGGAAACUGUGAGAAUCUGGAAAAACUCGACAUAUCUGGAAAUCUAGAAAUAGCAGAACUGCCAUUUGAGCUUAGUAACUUGAAACAAAUGACAUUUGUAGAUGUGUCAGCAAACAAAUUCCCUUCAAUUCCAAUAUGUGUGCUCCGAAUGUCAAGUUUGCAGUGGCUGGAUAUGAGCAGCAACAACCUCAAAGAUCUCCCACAAGACAUAGACAGGCUAGAAGAAUUACAAACCCUUCUCCUGCACAAAAACAAACUGACUUACCUUCCACAAGCUUUGGUCAACAUGUCAAAACUCAGUUUACUGGUUGUGAGUGGUGAUGGUUUGGUUCAGAUGCCCACAGCUAUUUGUGAAUCAACCACAGGUUUGAAAUUUAUAAGCCUCAAGGAUAACCCUCUUGAAACAAUCUCAUUUCAAGAGAUUGAAGAAAUAACAGAAAGUGACCGUGAUCGUGAGCUGUUUGAAAAAGAAUUUAUGAAAGCCUACAUUAUGGACCUAAGAGAAAGAGGGGCUGUACCUUGCUAUACUACAAAGGUAACACUUAGUGUCCAAAUAUGAGAGCUGGAAUGCAUACAUCACUGGAGACUCGGAAGAGUUAAUUUUGACAAAGCCAAUGGGGAAACUUAUCAGUAUUAAGUGCCAACAAUAUGGUAACUGAUGCCCAGGGGAAGCUGUCAUUGACCAGACUUCCCACAUGACAGUUGCAAUUAUCAAGUUUAGCAAUAGCUGAGCCUCUACCAGGUUCCUUAUGUGAAAACAGCAGAGACAUUUCUGGUUUAAGGAUACUUUCCCGACAGAGGGCUUCUCUGUCUUGACCACCCAUAACAUUCGGAGAAUGAGGUGGGGCAAUUACAGAACAAAGCCUCAUCUGUAAGAACCCAAAGAUCAUGAUAUACUUUAAUUCUUUUAGACCAAACAAUGCAUGUCUGAAGAUGUAAAAGCCUUCCUUUCCAAGAUGGCCUUUCAUGCAUACAUGUCCACUGGAGCAUUGCUAGAAUCAAAGCAUAAUCCACAGGGCAAUAUGAUGAAUGUUUUCAGAGAAGUUUUAUCAUGCUCAUGGGGUUUUCCUAAGCCUAAAGUGGCCUCCCAAAAGAAGGAUUUGCAAAUGCCAGGUGUACAGAACCAGCAAACCUGAUGCCAAUAAUCCACAUAAAGACUGUACUGAUUCCCCUGCUGAUCAUCGUUUGGACUGGCAGGAUGUGCAUAAGUCUCACUAUCAAAUCAGCAACUGCAGUGCUUUAACCCCUAGGGCAUUUGGUAGCUCCUCCUAGAAGAAGCUUUUCUUCCUACUUCCUCUUAAGUAGUAUAUUGGCCAUCUGUCUCCUUGUGGGCUUAGGUAAAGACAAGUUUACUAUAAUUGUAUCCCUAGAGGAAAAAAGUGAUUGCUUGCACUUAACUUGUUUACUGCACAGUUCCAAAACUUCUUUUCUUCAUGCCACUUUAGAAAGACUGAACAGCAGAAACUUGCAUGUGAAUGCUUGAUCUGGGUGUGAUUUAGAGUUUAUUUUUCCUCUCUUUCUCCCAUAGAAUUUUGGCACAGCAACUUCAGUCAUCUCCCAGUAUUAACCAACUUCUUAAACUGAGGAGAGUUUUAAGGAGAAAAAUGCAAUUGCACAAGGUGUGACAAAAAGAAUUAAAGCAGGGCCCUCAUUAAGGCGAGCACAUCCUUGUAUUUGCUAAGUAUAUGGGAUUUCUUGAUUUAAUUCUUGAAAAGCAAUCUCCUUUGCAUAAUUCAGCUGCUUUUUAAACAUUCCUAAUAAGCUUGGGGUAUAGCUGAGCGACAGAGUCUGCUAUUUGGAAACAGGUUUGAGUGUACAUUGAAAAUUAAGAACAAUAGCUAAGUUUGCCAACUUAUCUGUAAAACUGGCUUGGUCUCCACUUGUGAUUUUCACAAGAAUGCUGUCUACAGGAACAGCUCUUUUAAAAGAAAAGAGAGAAGCACUGCUAUUGCUUGAUCUAUGCACAUCAAGGCACUGGUAAAGGCCCAGUUAUAACAGCUGUGUGAAAAUUUCACUUGUUGGGGAAUGCUGUGAGUUGCAUUUUACGCUUACUUAUGAUACUUGUUCUGUAGUCUGUCAUCCUUUAUGUGAAUGUCCACUAGAUUUCCAAAAUGAUUUUGUUUUGCAUAGUGUUUUUCACACAGUAAAUAAACCACAUUGAAUAACUCUG
Molecule: messenger RNA, 3101 nt
Organism: Varanus komodoensis (Komodo dragon)
Lineage: Eukaryota; Metazoa; Chordata; Lepidosauria; Squamata; Varanidae
Gene: LRRC2
Product: leucine rich repeat containing 2
Exons: 10
Coding region: 330-1490 (386 amino acids)
Molecular function (GO): protein binding
Source: RefSeq, a predicted model, not a curated record